AUGAAUGUGCCGGCCUUGAGUGCCAUCCGUGUCGCCUACUUGCCAGCCAACACAACAUCGGUGUUGCAACCCAUGGAUCAGGGGAUCAUAAAAAAUGUGAAGGUGCUGUACCGAAAGCACCUUCUCGAGCGGAUGCUCUUGUGCAUGGAGAGCUCCAUGCAGUACGACGUGAGCGUCCUCAGUGCUAUCCACAUGUUAGCGCAAGCGUGGGGCCGCGUUAAAGAAGAAACAAUUGCAAACUGCUUCAGGGCAUGUGCUUUUAGUGCAAGUGUGGCGGGAGUUGGUUCGUCUUCUCCAGCGGGGGAAGCAGACACAAGCGAGCUCGACGACCAUACUCUUCAAGCAGCUCUCAGUGACGUCACUUUCGAAGAGUACGUCGCCGUUGAUGGCACUGUUGAAACGUGCAGUGCGCUGACGGACAGUGAAAUUAUUUAA
Dermacentor silvarum is the source of this 435-nucleotide messenger RNA. Its product is annotated as tigger transposable element-derived protein 6-like. Gene Ontology annotation, molecular function: nucleic acid binding. The record is from RefSeq and is a predicted model, not a curated record. The transcript has a single exon. NCBI's taxonomy places the organism in Eukaryota, Metazoa, Arthropoda, Arachnida, Ixodida, Ixodidae. The coding region runs from base 1 to 435 and encodes 144 amino acids.